Molecule: messenger RNA, 1002 nt
Organism: Maudiozyma barnettii
Lineage: Eukaryota; Fungi; Ascomycota; Saccharomycetes; Saccharomycetales; Saccharomycetaceae
Gene: SPT3
Product: transcriptional regulator SPT3
Exons: 1
Coding region: 1-1002 (333 amino acids)
Biological process (GO): transcription by RNA polymerase II
Cellular component (GO): SAGA complex
Molecular function (GO): protein heterodimerization activity; transcription coregulator activity
Source: RefSeq, a predicted model, not a curated record
AUGAUAGACAACAAGCAUAAAUACAGGGUGGAGAUACAACAGAUGAUGUUCGUCUCAGGUGAGACGAAUGAUCCACCUAUUGAAGUAACCUCAUUGAUCGAAGAUAUAGUGAGAGGUCAGGUGGUAGAGAUCCUGUUACAGGCGAACAAGACAGCACAUAUUCGGGGUAGUAAAAGUAUUCUUCCUGAGGAUGUUAUUUUUUUAAUUAGACACGAUAAGGCGAAAGUUAAUCGUUUGAGAACCUAUUUGUCAUGGAAAGACCUACGUAAAAAUGCUAAGGAUCAGGAUGCCAGUGCCAGUGCUGCAGGUGCAGGUACUGGUGGUGAUGAUGAUGAUGGUAAGAAAGGUGGCGAUAAAGUAGAUAAAGAUGAUAAAGACGGUGUCAACAUGAUGAAAGUUAAAAAAUCACAAAUUAGACUACCAUGGGAAUUACAAUUUAUGUUUAAUGAACAACCUUUAGAGAAUAAUGAAGAUGAAAAUGAUUUAGAUGAAGAUGAAAGAGAAGCGAAUAUUGCUACCCUGAAGAGAUUGAAAGCAGCAGACGAUCGUACUAGGAACAUGACCAAAGAGGAGUAUGUACAUUGGUCUGAUUGUAGGCAAGCUAGCUUUACAUUCCGUAAGAGUAAAAGAUUCAAGGAUUGGUCUGGGAUUUCUCAGUUGACCGAAGGUAAACCGCAUGAUGAUGUAAUUGAUAUAUUAGGUUUUUUAACAUUUGAAAUAGUGUGCUCGAUUACAGAAACAGCAUUAAAGAUGAAAAAAAAAGAACAAAUAUUACAAAGUCAAAAUGCAAAAAAUAAACAAGCUUCACAGGAUUUAACAUUUGAAGUGACAACUUUAAAUAAAAGAAAAAGGUUAUUUGAUGGACCAGAUAAUGUUGUGAAUCCUUUACAAGCUAUUCAUAUAGAGGAAGCCUGGAGAAUUCUGCAAGCAGUAGACAUGAAGCAUAAGGCAUUAACUAAUUUCAAAGGUGGUAGAUUAUCCACAAGACCUAUUCUUUUAUAA